This is a messenger RNA of Cokeromyces recurvatus, 393 nucleotides long. RefSeq lists its product as uncharacterized. NCBI's taxonomy places the organism in Eukaryota, Fungi, Mucoromycota, Mucoromycetes, Mucorales, Mucoraceae. The transcript has 2 exons. The record is from RefSeq and is a predicted model, not a curated record. Bases 1 to 393 code for a protein of 130 amino acids.
AUGAAACGCUCUUUUUCUUGGUCUCGUGUCGGCAAUCGCGCUAUUGUUAAGACACCAAAAACCAAGGCCAAAAUAAUGAAACUUCAUGCUCCCGGCUUGUAUACCAUACAGCACAUAGGCUCAGUUGAUAUACCUAGUAGUAUCCAUUUCUUGCGUGAUCUAAGAAAGAAGACGAUACCAAGAUUGAAAUUUAUGAAAUACCAUGCCUUGAAGAACGCUCACAUCUUGUUGAAGCCCCUUGAAAAAGAAGCAAAAUUAAAGAAGAAGAGUACAUCAUAUAGAAGAUCACCAUCUUACGAUGAUGCCGAGACUUGUACAAAGUGGACGAGAAGCACUUGGUUCCCAAGUUCGAGAGCGGGUGCUCCAAUCGUUAUCCUCAGGGAUAUCUUUUAG